AUGGGCGAGUCCGGCGGGGAGACGGAGCCCGGUGAUCUGCAGCCGAUCCCCAUUCCUCGCCUGAGAAAACGCCCCAGCAGCCCAGCCACCCCGUUCUCCUCGCCUGAGGAAGACCACUUGAGGCCUAAAACUGUUUUGAAAAGUGUGAAUCGUUACUACAAUGGCAUUGAUGCUAACAGCAGAUCAACAGAUGUAUUUGGUGAUGCUUUGGUCAAUUGUAAUUCAUUCUUCAGUCCUUAUAAAGCACAGGUACCUCAAUAUGAAGAAAAUGUAGAUUCACAUCAGUCCUACACUACAUCUGUGUCAACCACUCCUGAUUCUUCCUUGUUUUAUGUUCCUUGGUCAACAUCUGGAGACGAUUAUAAGCAGCUUGCUGGAUCACAAAGUAAUCCUAACCGGUCACAGAAUGAAAUGAAUGAAUUUGGGAGUGCUGCAGACCUGUAUGGACUUGUUUCCAACAUUCUAGAAGAACCUGACCAGUCACAAUCGUUAUUUGUUGAAGGAAAUGCAUCUUCUAAUUUGUUAAGAUCGAUAUGGUCUUCCACAACUAGCAGAUAUACUGAACACCUUGAUCACUCAUCUGAGUCUAAGAAGCCUGUAGAUGCAUCAUAUUCACAAACUGUUUUUAAUGCAAAAGAAUCCAUAGCAACUUCUGACAAACAGCAGUACCAGCAGGAUAAUCAUUUAGUCUCUCAGCAAAAAAUAAAUAUGGAAGAUUUUUUAGGAUUUAAUGACUUGGAUCUCUCAGAGCAAUGGCUCUUUCCUUCAAAGAAAGAAGCUACAGAUUGCAGUCCCUUUCAGUCCACUGAUACCACUAAGAUGAACUUUCAAGAGUUUCCUUAUGUGAAGAACUGUUCCAAACUUCAGGUAGGAUUAUCAGUUAGAGAACCAGGAACAGAGAUGCACGUGUACAGCAGAGAUGGGGGAGACUUUAAAGAAGUUGGUAAUGCUACCAAUCCGACAUCUACAGAUUUGUUUCCUUUCCUUCAUAAUUCUAGAAACACUUACAUCAAUACCAGCAACAGAUACAUGGAGCAAUUGCAUGGCAGUAAAUUCAGACAAAACAAAUUUGUGAAUUUUAACAUGGCAGAUGGAAAAUCUGCUUCUGAUUGUGUACCAGAAGUACCAGUAAUAGAAAUGGAUGCAUGUACCAGAGUUUCCAAAGGAAAGCAAGUGCAAAAUGGGUUUGAUGAAUUAAACAUUGAUCAACAUGCCCUAAGAUAUUGUAUAAAAUCUACAUCAAGUUUGAGUGAUAAACAAAUUUCAAAGGAAAUUGGAUUAGGUAGCGAUUUGGGACAAAAGUGCACUUCAGAAUGUGGAAGAAAUCCUCAUACAUUUUGUCCAAUUAGAAGUGACUUUGAGAAAGCCUUUGAAAAGCAACAACAUUCUAAUUAUGAUCAUUUUUCACAGCAGUCUGAAUACGUUCAGCCCUUAAAUGCAUUGCCAGUAUCUGUGUAUUCUGGAGAAUCCUACCAAAAUAGGCAAUCCUGGACAAAAUUGGCUACUUCUGGUUCUGAAACUAGUACUACUGCUUCAUUUGGGAAGUCAGAUAGUUCAACAGACCUCAGUAAUCAAACGUCUCCUGCCUCUAAAACAUCUACUCACUCAUACUGUCCAGCUCCUCAUCAGUCUUCCAUGUCUUUUUCACAAAAUAAUGCUUAUUUCCAGAGGUCUACAGGAAUUUAUAAUCAGGAUAAUCACUCCAAGGUGUCUAGUAGUGAAUUCACCUAUAAUAUGGAAAGGGCUCAGACAGGUACACAUGUUGAAGGACAAAACAAAGCCAGUGGAGAUAUGUACUUUGAAUCGCCCAUUGAGAAAAACUGUCAAAAUGGAAAGCAAGUAAAUGGAUUUCAUGGGAGUUCAUCUCAGCAAUAUGCUGCAAAUAAAUAUCCCAGCUAUCAAACUAAGCAGCAAAACUGCCAUUAUGACUUGAAUGAAGAUGUGAAAAAAAAGGAUGAUGAAUUUUCACAAAAUACGUACAGAGAUUUGCUAGGUGCUCCGUCUUAUUAUUAUAAUAAUCACAAUUCUCAACAAGGAGCUGGAGACGGCAACAAUGUAGCAAAUUAUAUGACUCGUUCUUCAGCUGCUUUUUCAAGUCCCUACAUGAUGGGUGACUUUAGACGGAACCAUAUUUCCCAACUUGGCCCACUUGGUGUUGCUUCAGGAAAUAAUCUUCAGUUUGGUCACCCUGUUGUUUCAUUAAUGGAUCCCAGUGAGUUAUUUCCUUAUGAGGAGUUUAGUCAUUUGUAUCCUCUUUUCAAUGAUAUGUUUUAUGGUGAUGCCCCCCUUUAUGGAUUUAUACCGCCUUUUGGAUUUCCAAGACCCAUGAAAAAUCGUAGUGGUCCGGCCAACGAACUUCAUAUUCGAUUAGAAGAAUGCUAUGAACAAUGGAGGGCUUUGGAAAAAGAAAGAAAAAAGACUGAAGCAGCGCUUGCCCGGAACUACCCAGGAAAGAGAGUGACCAGUUCAAAUAAUACACCUAUUCCCAGGCUUCCUUCAAACCCUUCCCGGGUUGAUCGUUUGAUUGUUGAUCAACUGCGUGAACAAGCAAGAGUUGUGACAUUGCUCGGGAAAAUGGAACGCCUCCGCAGUUCUCCUCUUCAUGCUAAUAUUUCUACAGCUCUUGACCGACAUCUAGAAGCAAUUCAUAUCACCCAAGCUCGUAGGAAAGAUGAAAUAGUAAAUGCCGCUAAUAGACAGAGGCAAGGAGCACCAAGAUACCAGGAUGACCGAGAUGUUCUUGCUUUGGCUAUUGCAGUCAAAGAAAUGGCUAUAGCUACACGGAAAGCAAGGACUGCUUUGUGGUGUGCCCUCCAAAUGACUUUACCGAAAACACCAAAUGCCAAUCCAGAUGACCAAGGUGAAGUUGAAAGAGAACUUCAAGACCUAGUGACUAAUGGAGACAAAAACUAUCUAAAUAGAAGCAAUUACUAUAGUGGGGAAAAGAAUGAAGUGGCAAAAACUCGUAUUGAUUAG
Molecule: messenger RNA, 2976 nt
Organism: Pristis pectinata (smalltooth sawfish)
Lineage: Eukaryota; Metazoa; Chordata; Chondrichthyes; Rhinopristiformes; Pristidae
Product: meiosis-specific coiled-coil domain-containing protein MEIOC-like
Exons: 8
Coding region: 1-2976 (991 amino acids)
Biological process (GO): female meiosis I; male meiosis I; meiotic cell cycle
Cellular component (GO): nucleus; cytoplasm
Source: RefSeq, a predicted model, not a curated record